AUGAAUUUAACAGAUCUGCCGGCGGUUGGGAAUAAGUUUACUUGGUUCAACUCCAGCGGAAACUGCAGAAGUAGAUUGGACAGGUUCUUGGUGGAUGAUACUGCAAUAUCAAUGCUCUCUCUGUUAAAUCAAUUGGUGGGAGAUAGAGAUGUCUCAGACCACAUGCCAGUGUGGUUGAAGUCGAAUUUUGUGAACUGGGGGCCAAAACCUUUCAGGUCCUUCAAUUGUUGGCUGUCUCAUAAGGAUUUUAUCCCUUUCGUUAAGAAGUCGUGGUGUUCGUACCAUGUCUCUGGUUCUCACUGUAACAUUCUGAUAAAGAAAUUCUCAGUCUUAAAAAGCGACAUCCGGAACUGGAACCGUAAUGUCUUUGGAUGGCUGGAUUUAAAGAUAGAAAAGAAUGUUUCUAACCUUAAUUCGUUAGAGAUGAACAUUGACUUGAUUUCUUCCUCCAACUUAGCAGAGUUGAACAAGGAUAGGCUGAGAGCUCAGGAGGAGAUGUGGAAGAACCUCAGAAUUAAAGAAAGCAUGCUGGCUCAAAAAUCCCGUUUAAAGUGGCUGCAAGAUGGGGAUCAUAAUUCCAAGUUUUUCCAUGAUUCUUUAAGAGCUAGAUAUCGGUCAAACUGCAUUUCUGCUAUUAGAACGGGAGUAGGUUUAGAGGAAGAACCUGAUGCUAUUAAAAGUGAAGCCGUAAAGUAUUUUAAGGAGAGAUUCAAGUCUAAUUCAUCGCCAAAGUUCACAUUCGAUUUCGAUCAUAUUGUUUGUUUAGCUGAGGAAGACAGGAACUGCCUGGAAGCUGACUUCAGUCUUGCAGAAGUCAGAUCUGCUGUUUUCAGUUGUGACGGAAACAAAUGCCCCGGUACCGAUGGCUUUAACUUCUCUUUUAUUAAAUCUUGCUGGGAGAUUUUGGGCGAAGAUUUCUCGAAUUGCAUCUUGGAAUUCUUCAACACUGGUUACCUUCCGAAAUCCUUCGCUUCUUCUUUCAUCUCACUUGUUCCGAAAACUAAAAAUACACAACAUUUCGAAGAUUUUAGACCUAUUACUCUUGUUAGUUGUGUGCUGAAGGUUAUCUCAAAGAUGCUCGCGUCCAAGCUUAGGAAGGUUAUUCAUAAAAUUAUUUCUCCUUCUCAAACUGCGUUCAUCCCAGAACGACAGAUUUAUGACGGUGUUCUGUUAGCUAACGAGGUGGCUGAUUUUGCAAAGAGAUCCAAGAUGGGUUGUUUUUUCUUCAAAGUAGAUUUCGCGAAAGCUUAUGACUGUGUGGAUUGGUUCUAUUUAGAUGCUCUUCUUGUUAAGAUGGGGUUUGGAAUAAAGUGGAUGAAAUGGAUACGUGGCUCUGUUUUCAAUAGCUUUGUCUCCAUUCUCAUCAAUGGCAGUUCGUCGAAGGAUUUUAGGACUGGCAGGGGUCUGAAGCAGGGCGACCCUCUCGCUCCUUUCCUGUUGGAGGUAACCAUCGUAGAUAUUCUUUUUGGAAGCCGGUUCUGCUGA
This is a messenger RNA of Lathyrus sativus (Indian pea), 1485 nucleotides long. NCBI's taxonomy places the organism in Eukaryota, Viridiplantae, Streptophyta, Magnoliopsida, Fabales, Fabaceae. The record is from the annotation of a GenBank genome assembly.